UCAUGGCAAAAUAAUUAUCAGCUUCUUUUUGAUGCCUAUUUAUUUAAUAGGUGGUUUUGUGCUACUUAUAUUGGGCGAUGUAUCCCAUCUUAAUUUGCCACGUUUAAAAGCUUUAAGUGCUCGAUUAUUGAUUCCUUCUAUGGUAUUAUUGGUUAUUAGACGGUGGUUGGGUGCUGAAGUUGAAUGA
Molecule: messenger RNA, 187 nt
Organism: Rodentolepis nana
Lineage: Eukaryota; Metazoa; Platyhelminthes; Cestoda; Cyclophyllidea; Hymenolepididae
Source: the annotation of a GenBank genome assembly